UAGACAGAAGUGUAUAAGAGUUGAACUCCUCCAUGAAACCCCACUACUGUGGGGUGCAGCUUGGAGCAGACUCUGCAGGCAGAACACAGCUACUCCAAACAGUGUCACCAGCACCAAGGUGAGACAGAGACGUGUGUGGACAUCGAGCCAUGGCCAGGUCUGAUGACACAAUCGAGAUGUCGGCACUGGGCAGGCCUUUCCAGCUGGGAAUGCUGUACGACUGCCGCAAAGAGAUCCUGAUCCCAGGCAUCACUCUGUGGGACCUGGACACUCUCCGAACUGACGUGGAUGUAAAACCGCAGUCCAAGACAGAAUUUCAGAUCAUUGCAUCAGACACCAUUGAUGCCAAGGCCUCUGCUCUCAACGUCACAGCUUCACUGAAGGCCAGCUUCUUCUGUGGCCUGGUGGAAGUGGAGGGAUCAGCAGAAUAUUUAGAAGAUACCAAGACAUCCAGACAUCAGGCCCGUGUCACUCUGCAGUACUCCACCACCACCCAGUUCAAGCAGCUGACGAUGAGCCAUAUUGGUCGCCAGAAUGUCUCCUACCCUGAUGUAUUUGACCAAGGCAUGGCCACCCACGUGGUCACCGCUGUGCUGUACGGGGCUCAGGCCUUCUUCGUGUUCGACCGGGAAGUGUCUUCAUCUGAGGACAUGCAAGAGAUACAGGGAAAGCUCCAGGUUAUGAUUAACAAGAUACCAAUGAUCACCAUACAAGGGGAAGGGUCCCUGAAAAUGGAUGAACAAGAGAAACACCAGGCUGAAAAAUUCAGCUGUAGAUUUUAUGGUGAUUUUGCUCUUGAGAACAAUCCAGUGACUUACGAGGAUGCCAUGAAAGUUUAUGCCAUGCUCCCCAAGCUGCUGGGGGACAACGGGGAGAAGGCCGUGCCUGUGAGAGUCUGGCUGUACCCGCUGACCAAGCUGGACUCCAAAGCCGCUCGCCUGGUCCGUGAGAUCAGCCUCACACUGAUCUUUGAUGCCCAGGCUGUGCUGGAGCAGCUGGCAGAAGUAGACAUGCGCUGCAAUGACCUGAUGAAGAACCGCAUUGCCACGACCUUCCCUGAGAUCAGGAGGAAACUGCAGCAAUUCCAAGACCUGUGCAAGCAGCACAGACAAAUCUUCCAGAAAGAGCUGGCAGGACUCCUGCCUUCCAUCCGUGGGGGUGGGAGGGAAGAAGGGGCCCUGGUGGACAUUUUAACUUGCAAGAACCAGUCCCCAUUCAAUACACAGCAACUCAACGAAUUCCUGGAGAAUAAGGAACGAGAAAUAAACUUUGUGAGUUCCUACCUGUCUGCCCUGAAGGACGUGGAAGUCAUGUCCUCCAAGAACAAAGUGGAUGAAAUAGUUCUUGACCCCACGAAUGAGUUUGUCGUCUCCUUUACAUUCACCUCGUUACAGGACGAGGAGCCCUAUCUAUCAGAUUUAAAGCUGUGGCUUCAGACCCAGUAUAUGAAAAAUACUCAUGAUCCAGCCCCAGCCAGACAUGUCAGUGAGAAACCAAAAUCCAAACUGUGGUUUGAGGACAAAGAGAGAAACCAAAAUGCCCGAAAAUCUGCAAAAUCCCUGUCAGAGUUUGCCCGUGUCAACAAGUCCCAUGGGAAAACUCGGUUUCUUGUGGCUUCUACCUCAGACGAGGACAACCCAGGAGCUUCCAUUUACCUGUAUGAGGAUGGGGAGCUGGUCAGCACCAACUUUGAGCCUCCAGCAAAGCCUCUUCCUCCCCUGAUUGCUGGAAUCAGCCAUGACCGUGUGCAGCUCACACUGAAGCCAGCAGCCCGGGGAGAGGCUGCGAUCACCGGCUAUCGGGUGGAGUACAGAGGAGUGGGGCAGGAGGACUGGACAGCUGUGAGUGUGAAUAGCAAGCAGGAAUCAUUCCCAGUAACAGGGUUACGUGCAAACACCAAGUACCAGUUCCGAUACGCUGCAGUGAGCAAACCAGGGCUCAGCGCAACCAGUGAUGGGACUGACAGGGUGAAAACACGUCCAACCAGCCCCCCUGGAAAUCCUGGAAAAACUGCUGUGGCUUCAUCUGCCAUAGCACUGAGAUGGACAAAUCCAAACGUCAUCGGAGAGGGAGUCACUAUAAAGGAGUACAGGGUGGAGUAUAAAGAAGUCACAGGAGAUACAAGCCCUGAAGAAAAAGGCAAAUGGCAAGAGCAAAGGACCAAGCAGAAAGCAGAGUCCUACACCAUUGAGGGGCUGAAACCUGGGACGUCCUAUGUGCUCCGAGUGUCAGCGGUGUGCACGGAUGGUGCUGUGAGUGACCCCAGCGAGGAGGUGUCCAUGAGUGACCCCAGUGAGGAGGUGUCCUUUUCGACGCUGGAAGCAGAAUCAAAGUCAUUAGCUUAUGAGUACAUGAAGAAGAGCAUUCAGAUUGGAGGCCAGGAGCCCUCCGUGUACGCACUGCCCCUAGAGGAGGCAGCGCGUGAUUCUAGUUCAUCUUACUUAAAGUACAGGCUGGGAGCAGACAGCUCUCCCGCCCACAGAAAGGUCAUUAUGGUGAUGGGAGCAACCGGGUCUGGGAAAACUACUCUCAUCAAUGGGAUGAUCAACUACAUCCUGGGAGUGCAAUGGGAGGAUGAUUUCAGGUUCAAACUGAUCCACGAAGUGACCAACAGAAGCCAGGCUGAGAGCCAGACGUCUGAAGUGACCGCCUAUGAGGUCAAUUACAGGCAGGGCUUUAAAAUCCUCUACAGCCUGACUAUCAUAGACACCCCAGGGUUUGGUGAUACCAGGGGUAUAGAGCAGGACAAACUAAUAACAAAACAGAUCCGAGAAUUUUUCUCUACUCCAGGGGGCAUUGAUCAAAUAGACGCUGUGUGUGUUGUAGUCCAGGCCUCGCUAGCUCGUCUAACCCAUGCCCAGAAAUACGUGUUUGAUUCGGUGCUCUCCAUCUUUGGGAAGGACAUAAAGGACAACAUACAGGUGCUGGUCACCUUUGCAGAUGGACAGACACCCCCGGUUCUAGAGGCCAUUAAGACUGCUGAUGUGCCUUGUGCUAAGGAUGCCAAGGGUACCCCUAUUCAUUUUAAAUUCAAUAAUUCCACACUGUAUGCUAGCAAUGCUGGAGCUGAUGAUGGCAGUUUUAGUUUUGAUGCAAUGUUUUGGAAAAUGGGAGCUAUGAGCAUGAAGACCUUCUUUGAUUCUUUAUUCAAAUUAGAAAGUAGAAGUUUGACCCUGACGAAGGAAGUGCUCAGAGAACGGAAGGAGCUGGAGGCGGCUGUGGAAGGGCUGCAGCCCCAGAUCAGGGCUGGACUGACGAAGCUGGAAGAACUGAGAAAAACAAAGAAAAUUCUGGAGCAACACAAGGAUGAAAUGGAGGCCAAUAAAGACUUUCAAUAUGAGGUAGAAGUGACAGUGCCUGUGCAGGAAGACAUCUCUGGCACAGGGAACUACAUAACAAACUGUCAGCGGUGCCAUUAUACAUGUCACCAUCCUUGUGGAAUCCCUAAUGAUGAUGGUAAGCGAGGGUGUGCUGCUAUAAAUCAAAAUACGGGAUAUUGCACAGUCUGCCCUGGGAAGUGUUUCUGGAAUGCUCACUUCAACCAGAAGUACAAGUGGAAUUAUGAGUCAAGAAAAGAGAAACGGACCUUCAAUGAACUGAAAGAGAAGUACGAGAAGGCAUCCGGUGAGAUAUUAUCAACAAAGAACGUGGUGGAGAAGCUGAGCCAGGAAUACGCUGCAGUGGAAGAGAUAUUGCUAGAGCUUAUUGACAAAUCAUCUUACAGCCUCCAGCGCCUGCAAAAAAUUGCCUUAAAGCCCAACCCCCUGUCCACUCCAGAAUACAUCGACCUGCUGAUCAUGUCGGAACAACAGGAGCUGAAGCCCGGGUAUCAGGAACGGAUAAAAUCACUGAACAAAGUGAGGGAAAUAGCUGAUAUAAUAAGGAAGAUUGCUAAUAAGGAGCCCCUGCUGCCAGGAGAGGAGGACAUGUACAGAAAGAAAAAGGAAAAACAGUCUUCAUUCAAGACAUUUGUCAAAGACAAAGUGAACCUUUUAAAAGGCCUGUUCCAAUAAGCACUAACUUCAGCUUAGCCAUGAGAAGAAACAGCCAGCUUAACCAGGGGGGCUGGAAGCUCCCGUUACUUACAUAGAUCCUUUCUUUUAAGAUUCAAGAAGGCCGUUUCACUCUGAUUUACACCAAACUUAUUUUAUUUGCUAUAGUCUACACCAGUGCCACUGACAGCAGAAUCACACCCAUUAAAUAUGAACUAUAUGAUGUAUAACAACAACAACUUGAUUUGAAUCCUACAGAAAAAACCUGAUUCACCAUCAAAUGUUCACAUUGAAACUUCUCAGGUGACAGUCAGACAACUUCUAUCAAAGUACUCUCUCUAUUACUACUGAUACCAGGACUGCACCAAAUGGGUGGUAGAGACUCUUUCAGCCCUUCUGGUUACAUAUGUCAUAAAUCAGAUACAAGAAAUAAGAAAUGCAAUAAAAAAUAAAAAUAUGCAACUAAAAAUAUGCAAAAAAUUAAAAGAUGCAACUGAUUGUUCCUUCACAUCAGUGAAAACAAGGAACAAACUGCUUGAAUUUCAUGAGUUAUACCACAGAAAAAUUAGAAGCAUGUUAUCCAUAGUUAAUCCACACUCCUGGUUAAAAUGGAAAGGAAACUUAAGGAAAAAAAUCCGGAGCAAUAAUAAUUUUUUCCCCCACCCCUGUAUGUUUUGUGCUGCUUUCAUACUAAGUUUCAUAGCAAUCAAAAAAACUAGGAUUGGAAAGUCCCUUGCUCUCACAGGCAACCACAUCAUAAAUUUACCAACUCCCCCUUGAAACCAGCUGUGUUUCUCACCUCUUAGCUCCUACUGGAAAGCUGUUCGGGAACUUCACUGGAGUUCAGCUGACAAAGAGAGAAAAUCUGGAUGUCCUACACAAAACAACUUCCCGGGAUUUGCAUUUCACUGGCCUGCUUUCUGAGCAGAAAGAUUUGUGAUGGAGCUGUGGUGCACAGGUUAGAGCUCCUGUCCCAAGAGCAAAAUUCCUACUCAGCGGGCAUAUCUACAUGUGCACUUUAAUGCGCAGUAGCCUAUUUUACUGCGCAUUAAAGCUUCAUGUCAGAAACCAGCUAAUAUGCUAAUGCACAGUAAAAACAGGCUACUGCUCAUUGUCACUAAAAAAGCAUGUGCUUUUGCUACACAUAAGGGCCACCUAAUGCUCAUUUAUUUAGUAGCUCACAUUAGAGGUACUGCAUUUAAUGUACAGUAACAAAAGUGCAUUAUGAAUCUGCAGACGCUCCCAGUCUGUUCUCUAAACUUGUUUAUGAAAGUAAAGGAAAGUUAGAAAGAAGCAGACUGGCAGAACUGAGCUGGUUUAACUUCAAAUGGUGGAGAGGAGCUUCAGGGUUCUUGGCCAGUUACAGGUUGACAUGAAGUGAUGAAAGAGUCUUGAAAUGGAAAUAGAGGUUUUUAAUUGAAAUGAUCAGAACGGGUAUUGAAUGGACAGUGUGAACGUGAAAGACUGCCGUCCAGUUCUUGGACACUGUAGUUGGACAAAGGGACUGGAAGAUGCAGCCUUCACCUUCCAGUUACCAGCUGCCUCUCCAGGGAUUGCUGCAACACCACUAGGAUUUCUGCAGUCUGAUCCUGACAGGUGUUCUGACCCGAUGGGCUUACAAGAAACAAGUCAAUGAUAUUGCCACCUCUGCAGGGUUACGGUAAUUCCUGAACAACCCCUGAAAUGUGAGACUUGGACUCCUGCUCACACCCUGGUCCCUCCUGUGUCCUUUCUCUUUCCCAUCUCCUUUCUUCUCCUUCCUAUCUUGCUACCUUCCUCUCCUAAUUCAAGAAAGAUAUAGAUCAGCCAUUUGCAGCUAGGGUGAUGUGGCCCCAUGGGAUGCCUUGAGAACCUUUCAGAGGUGCCAGGGGUGCAUUGCAAUGUCAGCACUGUUAGGGGUGCAACAUGUUUUACAAGAGAAACCCAGAGAUUGCAGAUAGCAGGAUGCGUUUAACCCCGUGGAUUCCUGUCAGCUCUCUGACCUCUUUGCAACAGAAAAAUUGCUCUAGGAUUUAUCUUUAGUCAAAAACUGAGUUCAAACUAAAAGCUGACAUUUUCUGAGGAGUGCUCUGAGUCUGUGAGAGAUGCCUUGAAGUCUAAAAAUGUUGAGAACCAGUGAUGUAUAUGCACUGAAAGGAGUCCAGCUGUGAGCAACGACAGUCAUGAGCAAUCUGGGGAACAGCUCAUAAGGAAAGGCUGGAAGGACUGGGAUGAUUUAGUCUGGAAAACAGAAAACUGGGGUUGGCGUGAUGGGAGGGAGGGGGGAGCUGAUAACCCUUCAGCUACCCAAAGGUGGUUAUGUAGAUGUGGACUAUUCUCCAUGGCAGAAAAUGCGACAGAGCUGGAACCUGGGUCGGGCAGGGAGCAUCCACCUGCAGCACCCCGGCCAGAGCCUUAACGGCAGAUGGCACGUGUUUGCUCGGGCUGGCAGCUAUCGCUGGUGGUCUCUUCCUGGGACCUGCUUCUUGCACAUGCGCAUUCCCCGCACUGCUGGGGUUAAUGUACUUGGCUCUGAUUAUAACUGCUCUGGUGCCAGGGUAGCCCAAAGGUCUGAAGGAAGAGCAACCUCUGCCUCCUUUCUCCCGUCCUCUUAUGCCAGUGCAGGGCUAUCAAGAACCAGCAUGUCUAUGCACAAAUCAUCUGCAUUUAACAAACCGCUUAUACAGAUGAUCAUUAUUCAGUGACUGAUGUAACCACCUGUAGUGUGAUGUCUUCCAUUGCCUGUGUAUUCACAUAUUCUGAUGUCUAAUCUUAAUUAAAUGCUUGUAACAAUGGUUGUAUAGCUUAAUAAACUAGAUUUGAUCUGCAAGAA
Messenger RNA from Alligator mississippiensis (American alligator), 6804 nucleotides. RefSeq lists its product as uncharacterized. Bases 150 to 4013 code for a protein of 1287 amino acids. The transcript is spliced from 3 exons. Lineage: Eukaryota; Metazoa; Chordata; Crocodylia; Alligatoridae. Gene Ontology annotation, molecular function: protein binding; GTP binding. The record is from RefSeq and is a predicted model, not a curated record.